AUUUAUUUCAAAAAUGAACCCAGACAACCCAUACUCCUCUUCGACUCUUCAAAUCCCUCCACCCUCCUCCACAUACCAUAUAACCAUUGAUCGACCCCUUUUUCCAAACUCCCCAAUCCCUCAAUCCCCCUUCCCAAACCUUUCUCCAAAUAAAAAUCCUCAUCCAAGUAACUGCAGACCUCAGACAUCCAAAAAUCAUGUCUUCAGGAGGAAGUUGAGUGGAAUAAGGCAAGAGAGAAGUGAAGGAACAAAGAGAAGUAAGAAAACGAAGAAGGUAGUUACGAAGAGAAAGGAAAGUCAUAGAAAUUAUCAUAUUUAUGAACGUUUGUACCCAUUUAACUCAAAAACUGGACUUUUGAAAAAGUAAGCUUGGGAAAUAUUUACUAACUGUGAUACAGUAAAAGGCGGAAAG
This is a messenger RNA of Moneuplotes crassus, 412 nucleotides long. The record is from the annotation of a GenBank genome assembly. NCBI's taxonomy places the organism in Eukaryota, Ciliophora, Spirotrichea, Euplotida, Euplotidae.